AAUUAUUCAAGGCAUAUAGACGAGUUCAGUAUUCAACCAUGCUCAGGUGUGUACACCAUAGCACACAUCGUAGCGUGUGAAAGUGCAUAAAUUGGAAAGAAAAAAAAUAUCUACGCAAUGAUACGCAAUUUUAUCGAUCAAAAGCAAAUCCAUAGCCAAAAAAAAUUCAUAGUAUACAAACAUAUUACCAAGCCAACAUAAAAAAAAAUCGAUAGAAUAAGGUAAAAUGAGACAAAACAAACAACUGUAAUCAGUAGUAAUCAAAAGCUUAUUGGUGAAAGAAGAAAAACUGGUCAGUUUGAACAGUGAAUUGAAGUUUCAUUGACGAACAGCAAAUGUUCACAUAUAAAUCUGCCAUCCCAUAGAGAAACAAAAAACGAAUCUAAUGUGUGUCCUAGUGAUUUCAUAGAAAAUUUAGUGUAAUCGACCCAAAAGCGAAAAGAGCUUGAAAUUUGAAAGAAAAUUUGGAAUUCACCAUACAUUUUCAAUGAUGAGGAAUUUAUCAAUAUAACAAAAAUACUCGCAAACAAAAACAAAUUCAUGUGUGUGAAAAAAAUGGAAGUGAUACACUUAUAAUCUCCGAAUUUUACACUUCACUGCUAUAACCACGUUAAGAAAAAAAAAAGAAGAAUGUAGUACAAUUUUAAUGAUUUUCCAAUUCAAAUGAAUUUUAUUGAAUUAUCCAUUUCGCAUGGACAAAUUCAACUUGACCUUUGUGUAGGUGUUUUGUUCAUAGCUGAGUUCAACGAUUUCCUCGAUUGACAACAUAGUGCUUUCAAUUAUUUAAAAAAAAAAGUAUGCCUUCGCCCGGCUUGUAUCUAAUGAAAAUGAAAACAUGAAAUAUUUCAACAAAAAACACUAUUUGUCUUUGUACUGAGUAAAAUACUGAACCAAAGUAGUAGUACUUUCUUCCAUAAAUACAUCAUAUUGAGCGUAUAAUUAAUUACAAUUACAGUUACAGUUUCUAAGUGAAAAUUUGGAGAAUGGAUGUGAUUCAAAUGUUUAUAGACCCAAACAAAUCAAAAUGAAAACGAAGUUAAAUUUAAAACAAAAGUGAACACGAAUGAUUAAAACUUUAAAAGAAAUUGCUGUUCGAUUUUUGUGUUCUGCGUACGACGGCCAAUUUCAUAUUAUGUAGUAUAUGAACAAUAUCGAACUAUUUGAAACUAUUUGCCAUUGAAGCAAAAUGACAAAUUAAUAAUAUCUCUGUGCCAGUGAUUCAAUAAAUUAGUAAUUUGAACGAUGUGAAACGUCGGUGAAAUUAGUAAUAAAAGUACGACCGAUGUCGAUUGAACAAAUUGUGCAAGUUAAAUGGAUAUACGAGAAGGUAUGAAUUUAUCAAUCAAAAGAGAUUCGAUAUCAUAUUCAUGUAAAGUCAUCUUUUCAUCAUCGUCUGUAUCCGACCAGAAUUAAUCAGUGGCAGAAAGUAUAUGACCAUAACAGUUAGAUAAUAGCAGCAAUGCCGUUCGUAUGAUCUUAGCUUACAGAAGAAACAGACAAAACUAGUUGGAAUCGACAAUAAUUAUAAUAAUUUUUCGUUAUAUGUGUUAAAUUAAUUGUGUCAAAAAUCAAAUUAAAUAUAUUAUACUCCGAUUUACUAUGAGGGUAUUUGCCUAAUCGAAGACAAAAGCAUCGUUAGAAGGUGCGGAGAACCAACCGCUUAGUUACCGCACCAAUUUCCAAGGAAACGUUCAUUCAAGCCCCAUACAAAAGACGACAACAAUGGCCGACUUGGAAGCCGUUCUAGCUGAUGUCAGCUACUUGAUGGCUAUGGAGAAGUCCAAAUGUACACCAGCAGCCAGAGCCAGCAAAAAGAUAAUUCUACCAGACCCGAGCGUUCGGAGUGUAAUGUAUAAAUACUUGGAAAAAGAGAAUGAAAUAAGCUUCGAUAAAAUAUUUAACCAGAUUUUAGGUUAUCUCUUAUUCAAAGACUUUUGCGAAAAUGCAUCUGAAGAACCAGUUCCACAUCUUAAAUUCUAUGAAGAGAUAAAAAACUAUGAAAAAACGGAGUGUCAUGACGAACGACGUAAGUUGGCGAGAGAAAUCUAUGACAAUUUCAUCAUGAAAGAAAUGCUAUCUCACACACAUGAAUAUUCCAAAGAUGCUGUGGCCCAUGUACAAAAAUAUCUUAUGAAAAAUGAAGUUCCCGUUAAUUUAUUCGAACCGUAUAUAGAAGAAAUAUUCAACCACUUAAGAAAUGAACCAUUUCAACAUUUUUUAGAAAGUGAUAAAUUUACGAGAUUUUGUCAAUGGAAGAAUUUAGAACUAAAUAUUCAGUUGACAAUGAACGAUUUUAGCGUGCAUCGUAUAAUCGGUCGCGGUGGUUUUGGCGAAGUGUAUGGAUGUCGAAAAGCUGAUACGGGUAAAAUGUAUGCAAUGAAAUGCUUGGAUAAAAAGCGAAUUAAAAUGAAACAAGGUGAAACAUUGGCAUUAAAUGAGAGGACGAUGUUGUCGUUAGUUAGCACUGGCGUGGAUUGUCCUUUCAUUGUAUGCAUGACAUAUGCAUUUCAUACGCCCGAUAAAUUGUGCUUUAUAUUGGAUUUAAUGAACGGAGGAGAUCUUCAUUACCAUUUAUCACAACAUGGCGUAUUCAAUGAAUCCGAAAUGAAAUUUUAUGCAGCCGAGGUGAUUUUAGGAUUAGAUCAUAUGCAUCGUCGUUUUAUUGUUUAUCGUGACUUAAAACCAGCCAAUAUUCUAUUGGAUGAAAAUGGUCAUGUACGUAUUAGUGAUUUAGGAUUGGCAUGUGACUUUUCGAAGAAAAAGCCGCACGCGUCUGUCGGCACACAUGGAUACAUGGCACCAGAAGUAUUAUCGAAGGGAACACCGUACGAUUCGAGCGCCGAUUGGUUUAGUUUUGGUUGCAUGCUUUAUAAACUACUAAAAGGACAUUCGCCGUUCCGACAACACAAGACAAAGGAUAAACACGAAAUCGAUCGGAUGACAUUGACAAUGAAUGUGGAACUUCCCGAUUCAUUUAGCAAAGAAUUGAAAAAUCUGCUGGAAGGAUUACUAAUACGUGAUGUGGAUAAGCGAUUGGGAUGUCGUGGUCGUGGUGCCGAAGAGAUCAAAGAGCAUCCAUUUUUUGCUGGUAUCGAUUGGCAUCAAGUAUACAUACAAAAGUACACACCUCCAUUGAUUCCACCUAGAGGCGAAGUAAACGCUGCCGAUGCAUUUGAUAUUGGUUCGUUCGACGAAGAAGAUACCAAAGGAAUUAAACUCACUGAAGCCGAUCAAGAACUUUACCGAUACUUUCCACUCACAAUAUCUGAAAGAUGGCAGCAAGAGGUGUCGGAAACUGUGUUCGAAACAGUCAAUUCAGAGGCCGAUAAAUUGGAACAGAAACGUAAAUCAAAGCAAAAAAAUCGAUUUGAUGCCGAUGAAAAGGAAUCCGAUUGCAUUUUACAUGGGUAUAUCAAGAAGCUUGGAGGUGCUUUUGCUUCAGUGUGGCAAACAAGAUAUGCAAAACUCUACCCAAACCGGCUUGAACUACACACUGAAUCGAGUAAUACAAAACCGGAGCUCAUAUUCAUGGACCAAAUUGAGGAAGUGUCACCCGAAUUUGUUCAAUACAAAAAUGAACAAUGCAUUCAAAUUCGAUUCCGCGAUGGUAUCCGAGACGGUCGAGUUAUUCUAACUAAUCCCGAUGAAAUUGGAUUAAAAGAAUGGGCUUUGUCGCUACGGUCGGCACACAAGUUGUCACAGGAGCUGCUAGGUUCAAUGGCACGAAAAGCUGGGAAGAUUUACGGUACGGGGGAGAAGUCCACAUCGGUCAUGAUUAAUAAUAACAUAACUUCCUCUGGGGGUGGAAAUGCAAAUAACAGUGGGGUUGGUGGUGGUGGUAGUGGUGGUGGAAGUGGCAGUAGUAGUGCACUUAAUAAUCAAAACGUCGCAAAAAAUACUAAUGGAAACUAGCGCUUACUGCUGCGAUCACGGUCGUUUGUUGAACCGGAUCGUAUACAAGAAAAUGCUGGUCAAGUCAAGUGUAAAGAUACCUAGAAUGACACAGCCGAUGAUUUUAAAACCAAAGAUGAAAAUGCAACAUUUUUACCGUUAGAAAACGCGAUAAAUUUUAAAACCAAAGUUAAUAUUCGAGUGUAAUUGUGAUGACAUUACUAUUACUGAUAUACAAAUUACUGAUUAGUCAGCCAAACAAACAAUCACAUAGACGUUAGAAUGGCGUUAGACGGAUAGUAAUUGAUAAAUUGACGUAAACUAACAAUCGGUCAUAUACAUUCUACAACGUAAACUAAUCUGAAAUAGCGUUCAAAACUAUAUAACACCAGUAAUGAGCAAUUAAACAUAGAAUUCCCAAUGAUUUUCAUUUUCCAAAGAUAUGCUGCGGACAACUUUGGUCAGUCAUUGAUAAGAACGGUUCCGAUAUGGAUGAGACUUUCAGUUUUAUUUUUUCGUACGUCAUUUAACUAUUUUCAAUGGGUUUAUCAUAUGUAUUUAGCUGUGAUGAUGAUUGAAUUCAUCGCAAAAUUUUCUUCCCCACCGCCAUAUUGCCUACCAAACCAUAAAGGUUACACGAAUACUAUCGAAACGAAUUCGUUCAGUAAUGAUCUCAUUGUUCAUGCUUAUAUAAUUCGUUCGUUUUAUUUAUGGAAAUAUCGAAAAAUCUAUUGAGAAAUCCUUCCAUCCCAAACACUACUCUUACGGAAUCUCCAUCGAAAAAGAGGCAAAAAUCCAUUUCAAUAUUUCACGUCCAACCCAAACGAAUAUAUUCGAAAUAUUCAAAUUCACAUUGGAAGAUCGUCGUUCCAUUCUAAUGAAGUGAGCAAAUUUCAGGGGAUAACGAUUUUUGAUCACUCUUAUUGUGGUCAUCAUGUGUAAAUUGUCUAGCAUUUUUUCUUCUAAAUCUUGCGGUUUGUGCAAAAUAAAAUGUUCUGGAGGAAGCAAUGCACUCUGCCCCCCACUGGCUACGGUACUGAUCAAUAUUGUUCACUUUCAUCUUUUGAUCGUUUUUCGACACGGAACGAUCUUUUUUUGUAAACGGCAGAACUAUAGUUCUAUUGUGGGCGAACCAUUGUUAUCAUGUUAUCAUUUUGAUCGUAGAAAAUGCAUGUCAUCUUAAUGAGAUUUUUGAGGAUUUGAGGUCCAUAUUAUUCAGCAUUAUAGAUUACAAAUAAGAAUGAUGAUAAAGUCUCAUUUCUAGAAGUAUCGAUAUCAUUUGCCAAUUCCUGCUGUUACGGAACUCAAAAAAACAGAACAUUUUUUAAUUCCAUUUUGGUUUCUUCAAAAACUCGCCAGUAGAAAAAAGGUCUAUAUAACACACGAAAAAUUAUUUAAUCACUCAGAAUCAGCAAACCGAAAAAAAAUGUCUCUUAGCUCAUGGGUAGAAAUUUCUAACAAAGUUUAUAUAAUAGGUAUUGAGUAAAAUAAAAUGUUGACCAUUAUAAAUUUACAAACAGUACAACUGCGGAACCUAUAAGCGAAUAUGUGACUACAUUGUGCAUAACACAACCGAUCAAAUGAAAUGAAACCGAAAUGAAUGUUCGAAAAAAAUAUAUCAUCAAGUAUGAUUUUUUUGUUGUGAGAUGCUUGAAAUGGCGAUACUGCCAAUAGAACGUUAUUAUUUUCAGCAAAUUGAAGGCAAACAGACCGUAUUCUGACCAAACUCAUUGUUUUUAUUAAAAAAGCUACCUUAAUUUUCAAAUCGAAAGCCAUGGUUUGGAUAUGUGAGUCGAAAAUACAUAUUAACAACAAAAAAUUGAAGAAAAAAAUAUUCAAAUCCAACAUUUCCUAUUGGGGUGUCAGCAAUAGGUGUGUAACAAUCAGUGUACAGUUUUGGAAAUAAUAUUAGAUGCACCACCAUUUAUUGAAAUAUCUUUCGUUUAAGGUUGAAAAGAUUUCGAUGUGCGUGUUCCAAAUUUUUCAAGAGAAUAUUCACGAAUAAAUCACAUUUUCAUGUGUUUUUGAUAUUCCAUUCUUACUCUCAAGUAAGAAAUAACAUGUGUGGUCGUACUCGAAAUUUCGCUUAGAAGUCAUAUCAAUCAUAAAUAACCUCAUGUUCAUGAGGUUCAUCUAACAGAUUUCAUUCUAAGGCUAGGCUAAGCCAUGAUUGAAUGUUUUUUCUUUUGAUCAGUACAAACAAUUUUAUGGUGUCAAGCGAGCGACUCCUUAAAUCCGAUUAGGAAUUUACCAAAAGAGUUUUCAAAAUAUAUUUCCUGCCACUCCGAUUGUGCAAUGAAUGUACUUGUAGUUUUUCCUAGUCACACACAGCUCCAUGUUCAUUCUUGUUAUCGUAUAAGUUACAAAAUUGCAUUGGUUCCUGGUGGUUUUAUAGAAUGAACUCAAACGAAGCCCAAUCUGUGAAAUUCUCGCAUUGUAACAACAAUUGCGGGUUUGAGUAUGGAAUUUCCCGCAAACCGAUUUAUACACCGAAGAAGUACAAACAUAACUUGUGACUUGUUAACGGUCACAUUCGUUCAAAGACUCUUGAAUUCGAUUUGAAGGUGUCAACUGAUACAGUUUUUAAAACAUACGUCUAUCCUUUUUAUAGUUCAAGUGAAAAAAAAAAAUUGGAAACUAUUGAAAAUCGGUCUUUGGUAGUUUAAACAAACGAAUUUGGACGUUUGUUCGGUCCCAGAAUGUAAUCAAUCGAUGCAGAAUGUUUGGUGCUUACUGAUAUCAAAAAAAAUCCUAUUUAUAUCAAGAAAGUAAUGUUAUUUCCGAAAAAUGGAAUUUACAAUCUCCUGACUGGCUAUUUCAAAAUUCAUGAUCAAAAAUUAAAACUCAUCAAAAAAAUGUCUGGAAUCGAAUGCGAUUUAAAAUGUGCGCUGAAUGUCCAAUCUUUUCGAGUAUCAUUCUCAUCUGCACAAAAAGUAGCCCUCAGUAUUUUCGCCAGAUUUGUUUACAUUUUUUUCGUUUCACAAAACAAUAGGUGUCGUUAGUGGUUGAAAAAGCAUCUAUUCAUAGUAAAGAUAUAUGAAAAUAGAAGAAAAAGGAAUGUAAAAGCAAAUUUCGGUGUGACAUUAGCAAAUUAGAAAUAAAUAAGAUGUAGAUUUCAAUGUGCCCCCGUAAACUUAAGACACGAAAAAAAAAACAUGUACAUUUCCAUUUCAUGCGAAAAACUAAACACGCUAACAUGUUAAUCAUCGACGACAACAUAAGUAAAGAAGCGCCAUGCCAAUUUUACGAGAAAAAAAUUCACCAAACGGAAAACUAAACAAACAAAAAUACAUCAUUACCCCUCACUCACCUUUUUGAAGAACACGUCGUUAAUAACGCAGCAUUUUAAAUCGGAUCAACAACAACAACAGCGUAAAAUGAAAAUUAAUUACUGUUCAAAAUUCAAUACUAUAAUAUGUAUGAUAUGUAUUGUUUAUCGUCUUAAGAUUUAAAAAAAAAUGGGUGUUUUGCAAAACCAAAAAAAAAAAAAUUAACCAAAUGAAAAUCAAUACCAAUUUAGUACAUAAAUAAUUUAAAUAGGGAAUAUUUGAAUGAUUGACAAUUUUCAAAUUGUUUCUUAAUGGUAUAUAGGGUGUUAGCGAACAUCGCGUAAAUAUUUUGGCCACGUAUUCCUGAGUAGUCUAUGUGGUUGAAAUUUUGCACGCAAUCCUGUUACACCCUAUAUAAUAACAUAUACCAGCCCGACUGAAUAUAAUGAAAAUAAUUGAUUUGCAUAUUAUUUGCUGCCCCUUUUUUCAUUUGGUUUUGUCGGUACAAUUACAUUUGCCGUUUUUAUUUUGAACACUAAAAGUGACUAAAAGAAAUAUCAAUUCUAAUGGACAAAUCACCAAAUUCAAUUUAAUGCGUUUUAUAAUCCAAAUAACGUACAAAUACAAUGCCUUCGCUUCCGGAGUCAAUAGCAGAGAGAAAUGCCGUAAUAAAGACGGUCUAUGCAUAUGCAAAUAUAAAUCUUGGCAACAUUCAUUUUAAUUUUGGCCAACUGCUGCAUAUACCAUGCCUAUGAAAAAUUUGUUGUCUCCAUCAAGGCGACAUCCUUCGGUUUAUUCACAUUAGUUUUCUUUCUUUUAGUUUAUUCCAUUUUUAUUUUUAUUUUUAUUUUGUUAUUUUUCUGACUCCAUGUCCACUUUUUUAUUUUAUUAUUUUUAUUAUUUUUUUCUUUCAUUUUCAUUUUUUUAUUUGUAGGUCUUUGAUGUCUACAGAGAUUUGCAACUUGCAACAACCAAAGAAAAAAAAUGUAUUCGUUAAUAAUAGUAGUCAACUUAGAAAAAAAAAAACUUUUGGUGUUGGCGUAUAAAACUCUUUUGAUUCCACAUAUUCAUUUAAGCUGUAAACUUCGAAAUAGUUAACGUAAACAAAUGCAAAUGUUAUACCAAAAUGUGGCAAUUUUCCAAGACAAACAAAAAAAAUUAAUCGUCUCUUUGUGUUUCUUUUCUCACGUUUGACACAAAGAUUUUUUUUUUAAAUGAAUUUAAAAGCCACAUUCACAAUUAAUGUUCAUGAGUGUGUUUUAACAGUGAAAAUGAGAAAAAAAAAAUUAGUAAAAUGAAUCGUAACAAUCAAUUUAUAUGUAAAAAAAAAUGUGGACAAACAAAACCAAAAACACUAUCAAUUAAUUGAACAUAGAAUCAAUAAAUGAAUAAUAAUUUAAUCGAAA
Molecule: messenger RNA, 8566 nt
Organism: Sitodiplosis mosellana (orange wheat blossom midge)
Lineage: Eukaryota; Metazoa; Arthropoda; Insecta; Diptera; Cecidomyiidae
Gene: Gprk1
Product: G protein-coupled receptor kinase 1
Exons: 15
Coding region: 1723-3912 (729 amino acids)
Biological process (GO): G protein-coupled receptor signaling pathway; regulation of signal transduction; protein phosphorylation
Molecular function (GO): G protein-coupled receptor kinase activity; ATP binding; G protein-coupled receptor binding
Source: RefSeq, a predicted model, not a curated record